ACUCAUAGCAGCGCACCACUCCUUGGUUUCGCGUUUGGCCUGCGCAGGCGCAAACCCGCAAGAUGGCGGCGGCUGGAGGUGGCCGUCUUAGGCGGGCGGCGUCGGCUCUGUUGCUCCGGAGCCCCCGCCUGCCGACCCGGGAGCUGUCAGCUCCGGCCCGGCUCUAUCACAAGAAGGUUGUUGAUCAUUAUGAAAAUCCUAGAAACGUGGGGUCUCUUGACAAGACAUCUAAAAAUGUUGGAACUGGAUUAGUGGGGGCUCCAGCGUGUGGUGAUGUAAUGAAGUUACAGAUUCAAGUGGAUGACGAGGGGAAGAUCGUGGAUGCCAGGUUUAAAACAUUUGGUUGUGGUUCUGCAAUUGCCUCCAGCUCCUUAGCCACCGAAUGGGUGAAAGGGAAGACGGUGGACGAAGCCUUGACCAUCAAAAACACAGAUAUCGCCAAGGAACUCUGCCUUCCCCCUGUGAAACUGCACUGCUCCAUGCUGGCUGAAGAUGCGAUCAAGGCCGCCCUGGCUGAUUACAAACUGAAACAAGAACCCAAGAAAGGAGAGGCGGAGAAGUAAGCCCUUGGCGAAGCUUCCGGCCGGACACAUCGGCUGCUUGUCCACCCGCCAUGCAGUCACCGUAGAUUUCCGAAGCCCCUCGCACUGCAGUGAAAGAGCUAUGCUACACUCACAUUUACUGUUCACAUCGUAGCUCUAAUGCAAGCAAAAUACACAGUGUAAUUGUUCUGAAUCCUGUGGUUUCUUUCAGCCCACUUUUAUUGCCUUAACCCAGUUUAUGUAUAUUCUGAAUUGUGUGGAUGGCCUCAAA
This is a messenger RNA of Hipposideros armiger (great roundleaf bat), 813 nucleotides long. RefSeq names its product iron-sulfur cluster assembly enzyme (gene ISCU). Gene Ontology annotation, molecular function: iron-sulfur cluster binding; iron ion binding. Lineage: Eukaryota; Metazoa; Chordata; Mammalia; Chiroptera; Hipposideridae. Gene Ontology annotation, biological process: iron-sulfur cluster assembly. Bases 63 to 563 code for a protein of 166 amino acids. The transcript is spliced from 5 exons. The record is from RefSeq and is a predicted model, not a curated record.